GAAAUUCACUAGUAUCUGCAGUUAACACAACCAGUGAACAUGUUAAAAAAAUAUCUUCUUUUUUUUUGGGUGUUGGUCACUUUCCAUUCACUGGAAGCCAAACCAUCGGAUCCUCUAGAUUUUCUAUCUUUCUUGGAUCUAGAUGAAGUACAUGAGGAAAUAACGCGUCUACGUCGUGACCCUUCUUCUCCAACUGGACCCUCCAUAAGAUGGGGAACAAGAUUUCCAUUCUGGAUGCAUUUAGUCGACCUAUUCUCCGAAAGAAACAUCAACAUAUCGCUCAUAGGCUGGCAGAACGUUUAUGACUCUGUUGGUACACUGGUAGCAGUAAACUCCAUAGAACUGGCAUUUCCAGUCAGAAAGAAUACAGACGACUCUGAGUUCCUGGAUCUUGGGGAUUAUGAUGAUCUUCAUUCCAGACAAAGUCAACACAAAGUACACAAAAGUUUUGCCAUGUUCGAGGGACUGAACAAUCAAACAGUUUCGCUCGAUGUCAUAAUUGAACUUAAAGAUAAACAUACUGACCCUCCAGUUCUUUUCCAUUGGACACCCACUACUACAUAUUUCAGACCCGAUGGUUUGGUCUCGCUGAACAAGACGCAAAAAGCCACUAAAGAGGAAGUUCAACACUUCGUUCAAACCAUACGUUCAAAAGGCAAUUCUUCUUUGGAACCGUUAGUUUUAGUGUACGAUGAAGAUGGAAAAUUGAAGACAGAUAAAGUGAAACUGGUGGAUUUUUCUCUGGUUGGUUACGUUGUAGAUUCGUGGCAAGCCUCCGACGACAUUCUUCUAAAAAGUUCAAGAAUAAUGACCGAAGUUGCUGUCAAUUUUAAGAAGGAGGAACGUGCAGAGCACUUGGGUCGUCGUUUCAACGAGGACUACCCCAACUACGACUGGAGGGUUCUAGUCAAUCCGCGCAAAUUCCUACUGGAUAACGAUGUUUGGAUCAAGGUGUCAACAGACGGGUUUGAGUUCUAUGAAGGGGACAAGGACACCUACUUGGUCUAUGGAAUUAAAAUCUAGACUAAACCAUGACACUUUAUUGUACCCAAAUCAGUUAAAUCGAAUAAAGCAUAUAUUGUGA
Zophobas morio is the source of this 1084-nucleotide messenger RNA. RefSeq lists its product as uncharacterized. The coding region runs from base 40 to 1023 and encodes 327 amino acids. The transcript is spliced from 3 exons. Lineage: Eukaryota; Metazoa; Arthropoda; Insecta; Coleoptera; Tenebrionidae. The record is from RefSeq and is a predicted model, not a curated record.